AUGAGCCGUGAGAACUUGGACCGCAUGUCUCUGACCGACUCCAAGGGUAAUUAUGGCAGCAGGACGCGAAAUUCGAACGAGACGACGGGCCAGAUCGUGAUGCCACAGGUGGUGAAAACGGGCUCUGAGGACUCGUCCGACACGCUGCUGAAGGUGCUGGCGGACGAGGACGACCACGAGAUCCAGUACAAAACGUGCUCGUGGGUGCACACCACGGGUCUGCUGCUGUCCGAAUACAUCGUGCUGGCGAUCAUGUCGUUCCCGUGGUCGUACUCGGUUCUGGGCAUCGUGCCCGGCAUCAUCCUGACGCUGUUUGUGGCGUCCACAGUGCUGUACACGGGUUUGACAAUCAUCGACUACUGCGAAAAAUUCCCACAUUUGAAAAGCGUGUGCGACAUCGGCCAACACCUGUUCUGGGGCCAGAGAUGGGCCUGGUACGCCACGCUGGUGUGUUUCCUGGCCAACAACACUCUUAUCCAGGGUCUCCACGUCUUGGUCGGAGCCAAGUACCUGAACACGGUGACAAACCAUUCUCUGUGUACCGUUGACUUCGGGGUGAUCGUGGCCUGCAUAUCGUUUGUGUUUUCGGUGCCAAGAACGUUUUCGUCUCUGUCGAAAGUGGCCUACUUUUCCGCUUGCACCAUGUUUAUUGCCGUGGUUUUGGCUAUGAUUUUUGCAGGUGUUCAAGAUCAUCCAGCUGGCUACGACGGAACCCCGGUGACGUUCCGUGCCUUUCCCGAAAAGGGCACAACCUUUGUCCAAGGAAUGGGCGCUUUUUUGAACAUUGUGUACACUUUUGUGGGUCAGAUCACCUAUCCACAGUUUAUUUCUGAAAUGAAAAGACCCGGAGAGUUUAGAAAAGUCCUUUACAUUGUAACUCUGUGCGAAGUCAUUAUCUUCACACUUGCGGGCGUAAUCAUCUACGUCUACGUCGGGAACGAAUACGUGACUGCGCCUGCGUUUGGAUCCCUUACAAGAACAUUCAAGAUUAUUUCCUUUUCUUUUGCGGUACCAACCUUAAUUUUUGCGGGAUCAUUGUAUUCCAAUGUCUCGGGUCGUCUCCUGUUCUUCACGUUUUUUAAGCGUUCCAAGCAUUUGUACUCCCAUACUACUGUUGGCUGGGUGGCAUGGGUUGCGAUCCUUCUUGUUACUUGGAUUUGCGCCUUCAUCAUAGCAGAGGUUGUGCCUUUUUUCUCAGAUCUGCUGUCCUUAAUGUCUUCAUUGUUUGAUUGCUGGUUCGGAUUUGUUUUCUGGGGCAUGGCUUACUUCAAGCUCAAGGAGGAGAAAUACCACACCCCCAAAUUUUACAAGCAGUUGAGCCCCUCUGAAAAGUUUCACUACUAUAUUUCCAUUUUCCUAAUCUUAACGGGUCUUUACAUCUUAGGACCAGGGCUUUACGCAGCGAUUGACAGUAUUAUUUUAAACUAUCAAGAUGAUGCUUACGGAACAGUUUUCAGCUGUGCGUCCAAUGGAAGUUGA
Messenger RNA from Lachancea nothofagi CBS 11611, 1479 nucleotides. Lineage: Eukaryota; Fungi; Ascomycota; Saccharomycetes; Saccharomycetales; Saccharomycetaceae. The record is from the annotation of a GenBank genome assembly.